CUGGAAGAGGGAGAAGAGGAAGGAAAGGUUAAAGAGUAUCGUGAAAUUGGCACACACCUGAAAGGGUAUCCUGAAGAAGAUGUCAGAAAAGCACUAAGGCUGGUUUCAAGCUUCAUCAGAGCUUCCAAAGAAGUGGUAAAGGAUGAAAUGGAUGUUGUAAGAAGUCUUGAUCUGUUAUGCAGAAGGGUUGAGGAGGCUACUCCUGCCAUGAGACUGCUCAAUGAUCUUUUGAAUAUACAUGAUGGGUUUGAUGAUGAAGGAUGGCUGAAGGAAUGCAAAAAACACAUGGUUGACACUAUCCAAGAGAGGAUCUAUUUAGCAUUCUUGUUCCAGCAGGAAAUGAAAUUAACAAGGUAUGCUUCAAAAACACACUUUAUAUGUCCUAUGGCUUUAGUUGAACUACAUGAUAGCCACAAUAGGCAUGUUUCUUGUAGAGCUCAAGGAUCUUUUGUAACAACCCCCCCCUCUCUCUUUUCUUUGAAUAUGUGGAUUUUAGGCUUUAGUCUCAACUCUAUGAUUUUAGGUUUUAGUGUCAACUCUAUGGUGCCUUUUCAGUCUUUGAUAUCUUCUGUAAAUCAAGUUCAUAGGACUAGUUGGUUUGCACUUUGGCUCCCUGUUGAUUUGUUUUUAAAAGAUGCCAUAGAUAAAUCACAGGAGGCGGCAACUAGUGCUGUUGAAAUUUUUACUGGUAGGAGUCAAUCCUUGUAUAUCAGUGCUUCAGUCUUGAUUUACCUGGAGUGGAUUAUACUUUAGUUCUUCUAGUAGUAUUAUUGAUCCAAAGUAAUUGUUGCAGGUUUAGUAAAGGUUCUGUAGGCUAUUAAUGGUACCACAUGGCACAAUAUAUUUUUAGGUUUAUGGGUUGCAGCUCUACGGCUAGAGCAAAGGGUAGGAAUUGAUUUGUAAAGAAAUCAUGCUUACCUUUAACCAUUGAUUUAAUCUUUUUAUUGGAAAUAAAAUAAUUAAGGGGAGAGACCCAAAAAAAAAAAAAAAUUAAAGUCUCUUCUUCUUUUCUUUUCUGGGGGUUGGGGUUUUACUCUCCACAUGGCUUGUACAUAUGUUGCAUAAUUUUUAAAAGAGAGAGAGAAAAAAAAUUAUCCAACUGCAAGCCAUUGUAAUAUCUUAUUUAAACUUGGCCAGGCAUUGGAAAAUUUAUUGGUUUUGAAAUUAAAAUUUUUUAUAGUUUAGUAAUCUAUUCAUGUACCAUAUAUUGUAUA
Molecule: messenger RNA, 1214 nt
Organism: Quercus robur (English oak)
Lineage: Eukaryota; Viridiplantae; Streptophyta; Magnoliopsida; Fagales; Fagaceae
Exons: 3
Coding region: 148-753 (201 amino acids)
Biological process (GO): leaf development; chloroplast mRNA processing; chloroplast organization
Cellular component (GO): chromoplast; amyloplast; etioplast
Source: RefSeq, a predicted model, not a curated record